Messenger RNA from Truncatella angustata, 1413 nucleotides. Its product is annotated as Alpha/Beta hydrolase protein. The record is from RefSeq and is a predicted model, not a curated record. Lineage: Eukaryota; Fungi; Ascomycota; Sordariomycetes; Amphisphaeriales; Sporocadaceae. The coding region runs from base 1 to 1413 and encodes 470 amino acids. The transcript is spliced from 2 exons. Gene Ontology annotation, cellular component: fungal-type vacuole. Gene Ontology annotation, molecular function: serine-type carboxypeptidase activity. Gene Ontology annotation, biological process: proteolysis.
AUGUGGAUACUACCGGUGGAGACCUUGUCCCUCUUGGUGCUGGCCAACUUUGCUCCUGUGCUCGCAGCCAACAGGCGGCAUUUCGAGGAACGAAGUGGUGUCACAUACAAUGUGUUCGUGCAUCACGACACCAACUCGACCGUCUCGUACGUCAAAAACUCUGGCAUCUGCGAGACGACGCCCGGGGUUAACACGUACUCGGGCUACGUGCAGACGGGCGAGAACAUGAACAUGUGGUUCUGGUUCUUCGAGUCACGCAACAACCCUCAGACAGAUCCCGUCGUAGCCUGGUUCAACGGCGGCCCCGGAUGCAGUUCUAUGCAAGCAGUUUUCCGCGAGGACGGACCGUGCGAGUUCGUCGGUGAUGCGACGGAGCCCACGCUGAACAAGAACAGCUGGAACAACGUGGCCAAUAUGCUGUACAUCGACCAGCCUAUUGGGGUGGGUUUCUCGUAUGGCACCAACGCGGUUAACUCGACAUGGACGGCUGCUCCUUACGUGUGGAUCCUGCUCCAGGCAUUCUUUUCAGAGUUCCCUCAGUACGAGUCUCGAGACUUUGCCAUCUUCACUGAGAGUUACGGCGGUAUGUAUGGCCCUGAGUUCUCGCGUUACAUCCAGGAGAAGAACGGCGAGAUUGAGAAUGGCACUAUCUCUGGUACCAAGAUCGACUUGGUCGCGCUAGGCAUCAAUAACGGCUGGUUUGAUGAGGUCGUCAGUGAACAGGCCUACAUAGACUUCGGCCUACGCAACAAGUACAGACAACUCAUCAACAGCACCUAUGCCGCCCAGCUGCAGGUGGAGCUGGACGAAGUGUGCACGCCGGCAGUGCAGAACUGCACCCUCCUUCAGACCAACGCGGCCUGCACUGCGGCUUCAAGCUCGUGUUCCAUCAGUUCCGCUGUCCGUGAGGUUGCCCCAAACUUCUCCACGUACGACGUGCGCGCCAAUUCAAGCAGCGACCCAGGACAGCCUCCGCCCAACUUCCGGGCCUACUUGUACAGGUCCGACAUUCAGGCCGCCAUUGGAGCGCAGAAUAACUACACGCAGUGCAUUUCUGCGGGCUUCGGUGUGACCGGCGACGGGGCGCGCUCUAUGCUGCCCACGCUGGGUGAGAUCCUUGCAACAGGUGUACAAGUGCUGCUUUGGGCUGGUGAUGCUGAUUACACCUGCAACUACCUGGGUAACUACCAGGCCGCUAAUGCGCUCGAGUGGGAUGGACAGACCGGGUUUAAUUCUGCUGAGUUGAUACCUUAUACUGUUAACGGCGUGGAAAAGGGACUGUUCAAGACUGUGGAUAACCUGAGCUGGUUGCAGGUCUAUGACGCUGGCCAUCAAAUACCAUUUUACCAGCCAGAGCUAUCAUUGCAAGUAUUCAACCAGACUAUUCAGAAGAGAGCCAUCACGUCCACUUAG